UAAAUAUCAAUUUAAUCUUGCUGAUGCUGUGUGGUAAACACUCCAUCGUCUAUUGUACAGUGGCAUUUUCUCGUACUAAAUUGUGAUGAACAUGGAUGAAAGAACAAUAACUCAUCCCACACCAAGAGUCAUCUAUACAUAAACAGAUCCCCCCACGCCCCUCAUCCAUCAUCACAGUGAGGGAUAUAUUUGAAUGACAAUACUUUAUGCUGUGCAAUCACACAGCAGUCCUUUCUUUCUUUUUUUUUUUUUUUUAUAAAGCACAGUGGCUUGGCUCAGGGACAGUAUUCACCAGUAAUGCAGUCUGAUGCCAACAUAACCAUGGGAAAGAUCAUAUUUUACGAAGACAGAAACUUUCAAGGGCACUAUCAUGAGUGCAGUGGCGACUGUGCCGACCUUCACUCCUACUUCAACAGAUGUAACUCCAUCAAGGUGGAGAGUGGCUGCUUCAUGAUCUAUGAGAGGCCCAACUACAUGGGCAACCAGUACUACCUGAAAAGAGGAGAGUACUCUGAUAACCAGCGUGUGAUUGGAAUGAAUGACUGCGUUAGAUCUUGCCGUAUGAUCCCCCAGCACCAAGGCUCCUACAGGAUGAGGCUUUAUGAACACUUUGACAUGACUGGCCAGAUGCAUGAGCUGGAGGAUGACUGUCCAAACGUCCAGGACCGCCUCAGCAUGUCUGACUUCAACUCCUGUAAUGUGGUGGAUGGCCACUGGCUGCUGUAUGACCAACCCAACUACAAGGGCAGAGCGUACUAUCUGAGGCCUGGAGAGUACAGGAGAUACACUGACUGGGGAGGUGUCAGCCCGAGAGUCGGUUCCCUCAGAAGAAUCACUGACUUCAACUGAAGUCUAGCUUUGCUAAAAUGCAUCUUUCUCUGAGUUUAACUGUCCGUUUUCCCAAUAAACUUUUGCUGCUUAAUAAAACAUUGUUUUAUGCUA
Messenger RNA from Acanthopagrus latus (yellowfin seabream), 942 nucleotides. Its product is annotated as gamma-crystallin B-like. The transcript is spliced from 3 exons. Gene Ontology annotation, biological process: lens development in camera-type eye; visual perception. The coding region runs from base 298 to 849 and encodes 183 amino acids. NCBI's taxonomy places the organism in Eukaryota, Metazoa, Chordata, Actinopteri, Spariformes, Sparidae. The record is from RefSeq and is a predicted model, not a curated record. Gene Ontology annotation, molecular function: structural constituent of eye lens.